AACCCAUAACCUCAUGGUUCCUAGUCGGAUUCGUUAACCACUGCGCCACAAUAGGAACUCCCAGAAACAGAAUUCUUGAAAUUCCUAUAUAUGUGGAGAAUGGAGAAAUUUCCCUGCAAGUCAAAAAUAAGACAUGUAUCACAAAUUCAAAUACGAAAAGGCUUUGAUAAAGAUACUAUUUUUUACCAAAUUUGUGUAACUACAAUAAAAAUCCCAGUAGGACUGUCUGACUGGACUAGACACAGUGUCUCUAAAACACACCUGAGAUAACACAUUCUCAAGAAUAUCCAAGAACACAGGAAAAAAAAAAACCCAAACCAAAAUACAAUGGAUGGAUUUCUUUCUUCGUUCCAUCCAUAUUACUGAAUACCUAUCAAGUGGUUAAAAAAAGAAAAACCACCCCGCAGGACAGUAUAAUUUUAAGGUCGACACUGGGUAAGUACAGAGGGGUCUCUUCUGCGGUACAGCAUGCAGCCUAACCACGUGGAGGCGGCAUCGUGGAGAGAUGCGGAAUACUGGCUGCGGAAAUGGGAGGCAGAGGGCAAACCAAAGAUGCUGCCAGGAGUGGCACAGGUGCACAAAACGCCCCUGGUAUUGCUCUAAGCCUGUGGGUGGUAAAUUAAAGGGACAUUCAUUCCAGAAGAGGAAAGACGAUGGAGAGAAAGGAAGGAACCCGGGCUUUGGAGUGAACGAGUCUGUGUCCGAAUCCCAUCCCUGCCCGCUGGUAGCUUCGCAAGCAGCUUGUUAGCUUCAGCAAGUGAAUCGACUCCUCUAAGCCUCAGUUGCUUUCUUCCUUAACACAGAUUUUACGGUGAUAUAAACUUCAUGGGAUUAUUCUGAGGAAAAAGUACGAUGAGAAAUGCAAACCACAGAGCAGAAAGAAAGAGAUGAAUGUAUAAAUCCCCAAGUAAGUGGGUAUGGAGACAAGGAUAAAAUAGAAAGGUGGAGGAGUUCCCGCUGCGGUGCAAGGGGAGUGGCAGCAUCCUGGGAGCCCUGGGACGCCCGUUCUGUCCCUGGCUUGACACAGCAGGUUAAGGAUCCGGCUUUGCCACAGCUGUGGCUUAGGUCACACUGUGGCUUGGAUCGGAUCCCUGGACUCUAUAUACCACGGGCGGCCAAAAAAAAAGGUAGAUGAUAAAAUAUCCCGAAUUACAAGGCAAGGGGAAAAACGUGGAGCUAGUCCAUCCUGAGGCUUUCCUACUCAGUAAAGAAAAGGUGAGGUUUUCCAUUCAAAGUAACGUAGAGGUGGUGUGGUCGGAUAGCGGGAAAAAUUGGGUUGAAAAAGAGGGAAUUUUACGGAGAUGCGUGGCAUAAGCUGUGACAUGACUUUAAGUCAGAGGCCGCCUUAGGAGUCCAGAGGACGUAGGAGAGCUGUGAUCACAGCAGGUCUGUAGCAUUCCUUGUAUGGAAUUCGUUCUAUCCUUGCUAGCCAAGCAAAGUCUGGAGCAGGAAAUAAGAUGCUAAAUUUACCCGCUUGGAAGAAAGAGGGACGAAUAGAGGCUGUCAGGAGAGUGUAGCUAUGCCAAGGGGCCAAAGAUAAAUGUCAGUCUGUGGGUCUCGGGCUGGGGAAGGAGGAUAAGGAGCCAAAAGAACACCACCUUCUCCAGGAGGGUUUACAGUGGGUGGGAGAGAAAUGUUCCAGAUAACGGCAACUUUUCAGGCUUGCCUACGUCAAGGUGCAGUGGAGGGAAGCAAAUGAAAGACCUAAGCAUUGCACCGAUUGCUGGCUGUGGUGCUGGGGCUUCCCUGGCCGAUGUCCGAGCUUAUGUUCUAGAAAGAUAAGACGACAAAGCUCCUGGGAAGCAGGAUGGGCUAAGGGACCUCGGGAAGCAGAGACCAGGAAAAUGCAUCAGCCUCGAAUGUGGUGGAAUGUUUACCAGAUGGUCGGUCCUGAGGCCCCCCACCCCGAGCAGGCUGUCCCCUGCGACCCGAUGGCUGCCUCUCCCUGGAUGACCGCCCUCCUCCUGGUCUCCUUCGCCUUGGCCCAGCCUGUCUGCUCAGGAAUAUUCAAACGGCGUGACUACUCUAGAUGGCCGGAGAAGCGACAGGCCGGGAAUGGCGGGGGCGGUCCGCCAGGCGUUAUUCAUGUGGCCUUUUAUGGUGUCUGCAGCCCCCCUGUGAAAUGUACUACCCGUGGGGUCCUCGGCGUGACUCAAUCUGUCCUGAUGUCACAGCACAUGUGUGUGCCACCAACGGCGAGACUUACAAGAAUGAGUGUUUCUUUUGUCUUGAUCACUGGGAAUUUGGUCCUUACGUUCAGUUUUAUAAAUAUGGAAAAUGUAAGUAGUGGGAGCAGAGUGCUCUCCUUGCUCACUCUUCCCACGACCUGACUCUGGAACUUCUUUCUUCUGGAAUGUGAGGGUUUCUAAUAAGUAACACCCCUCUACGCUGCGCCUAGAUUCAGAACAAAAUUGGAAACAAAUGAAAGAAAACUAACGGAGAAUGAAGUAUCCCACUUCUUACAAAUAAACGCAGUAAUGAAAGAAGAGAAAAAUACUCAUCUUUGGGUACCGAUCGCUCCAAAUCUGCUUUCAUUUUGCUUGGGUCUAAGGUCCGUUAUCACGUGGGCUAUGAACACGCUCCUGAGUCCAAUUUUUUAAAUUUAUUUCUGUAUGUAUUGCUUUUUAGGGCCACACCCGCAGCGUAUGGAGGUCCCCAGGCUAGGGGUCCAAUCGGAGCUGUAGCUGCCGGCCUACACCACAGCCACAGCAACGCUGGAUCCAAGCGGAGUCUUUGACCCACACCACAGCUCACAGCAAUGCUGGAUCCUUAACCCACUGAGCGAGGCCAGGAAUCAGACCCACGUCCUCGUGUGUCCUAGUCCGGUUCGUUAACCGCUGAGCCACAAAGUGAACUCCCUCCUGGAUCCAAUUUAGCCGGAACUGUCGACUCGCCUGCAAAGUCAGACCCUGCCCCGUAAUCUCACUUAAAGACAGGACCAGAAGAGAAAAGACCCCUUACACACAGACCCACAGUUGUUUGAGGCUUUCUACUUCGUACUCAUGAAGGAAGCCCACCUUCAGGAGGAGAGAAAAAGGUCCACGUGCCAACAGCGGGAGAGGAGCCACGAGUCUGGGGGCACACCUGCUUUUGCGAGAGAGGGAGAGCGUGCCCAUCACUGGACCCCCGUUCCAGGAUUCCCAAUUCUUACUCCCUGCCCUCGUGCCUGUUACAGUGGUCAGUAAAUUCCCUUCCCUUUUCCUGCUCA
Sus scrofa (pig) is the source of this 3208-nucleotide messenger RNA. Lineage: Eukaryota; Metazoa; Chordata; Mammalia; Artiodactyla; Suidae. The record is from RefSeq and is a predicted model, not a curated record.